Messenger RNA from Volvox carteri f. nagariensis, 567 nucleotides. RefSeq lists its product as uncharacterized. The coding region runs from base 1 to 567 and encodes 188 amino acids. The record is from RefSeq and is a predicted model, not a curated record. Lineage: Eukaryota; Viridiplantae; Chlorophyta; Chlorophyceae; Chlamydomonadales; Volvocaceae. The transcript has 4 exons.
AUGACCACCAUCUACGGGCCCCGGGAGGUAGUACAGGGCGAGUUCUACUCCUACAUCGCCACACUGACUUUGCCAACGACCUCGCCUUACCGGGAAAGUCUCCAGAACCUCGGUGCCGGUGAGAGCGGUAACCGCGGCCUAGUCGCGUGCGUGUACCUCCAGCCGCCCAGUUCCAGCUAUAUGGAGACGGUAAGGCCGACGGCCGCUUCCCGGGACAGCCAGAGGUGCACUGAGGACGUGCACCUGAACGAAAAGAAUGACGCGUCGGGGGUGACGCAGUUCCUCGUGAGCCUUCCGGAUCUAAGUUUUACAGAGCUUGGAGAGGCAAGCUUACAGACAUUUUGGUACGAGGCCGUCACUGGAGACGUACUGGCGUCAUCCCAGCUCUUCCUUAAGAUUUCCGCUGGCGCCGGAAGGGAAGCAUUUUUGUCAGCAAUCCAGAAGGCCCUUGCCCAGUUCUUCCAGGUUUCAGAGACCGACGUGGAAGUGCAAAUAGUACGUAUUUCAGGCAGUGGCGACAUCACCGGUAUCUCCGGUCGUGGCGCUCAGGGCUGCGUGCGCAAGUGA